UAGGGCGUGUUGUUAUUGAAUGUGUGGGUUGAACAGUUCGUGAAAUGGGUCACACCCUGCUUUGACGUUAAUGUGUCUGGGAGAAGCUGUGCAUACAUUGUUGCUGUUACUCGGAGUUUGUGUUGCAACUGACAAGGAAUUAUUCAUUGUAAGCCUGUCGAGGUGAGGAAGUCAUGCAUCAUGGCUUCUAUAAACAACCCUUCUGUGGGUAUUUACAGUAAUGGUGGAGCCGAUCCAGGUGCAAGUAAAAAUGUUCCAAAAAGUGCAGCAGAAUCUGGUGGUGUACGCAAACCUUCGUAUCUUGGCUUGUCAUGCUCUGUGAGUGGAUACGGGAGGGCAUCUGCAUACGGUCUGCGCUCGAGAGAUCACAGCCCAGCACCAACAUCUGUUCAGCCUAGACUUAGCACACCAGUGCAAGCCAUGGAUGAUGCAGUGUGUGAUGGGAGAUCAUCAACCAGAGUCAAUGGUCAUGUCCAGAAUUCUGAUGAUCCAGACUGCAGUCAUCCCAUUAUGGCUGUGCCUGGAGCGGUUCGUGUUAUUGAAUUGGAACUGGCUACUCAGCAAAAGGGUUUUGUGCAGCAUCAGCAAGAGCCAGAUUCUCCUGCAAAAUCUGUUGUUCAGCAGAGAGUUGAACGGCUGUAUGGGCCUGGUGCCCUGGCCCAGGCUUUCUUAAAAAGAUUGAGUGGUUCAGUGCCAAAAUCAACUACCAUUGAUGAUGAUUCACAGGUGUCACCUUCAGAAAAUGAUAUCAAGGUGGUAUGUAGUUCUUCACCCCCAGCUCUGCCUGUGCUGAGGCACCUAAGACCAGAGUUUCGUGCUCAGCUUCCUAUAGGCAGAACCCGGCGUGUCCCACCACCGACUCCCCAAGAGUCGGAGUUGGCAGGAUCUACCUCAGAACAACAACCUCCUCCUGACUUACGACCAGCUGCUCCUGAUGUUGUACUUCCACGUCCCACUCUGACUCCUCAUGAAUCAACUAUCAGGGAUGGCCAUUUCUUCCUGAAGCAAGUGCAUCAGGAAGUGGAAAGGCUGCUGUCGCUGGUGAGAAAGACUGAAAGUGAGCUGGAAAACAAUGAAAAAUUGAAUGAGGAAGCAAAAGGCAAGCUCCGGGCGGCAGCUGGUCAGGCUGGCCUUCUCGUGCGUCAGAAAUUGCAGCAAUUUGAAGGCCUGUGUCAAAAGAACAUUACACAAAGUUCAGAUGAGCAAUUCCCAACUACAAAUGAAGACCUGGAGGGUUUUUGGGAUAUGGUAAAACUUCAGGUGGAUCAUGUUGACCGCCUUUUUGAAGACAUUGAGAGGCUUCGUGCUGCCAACUGGAUUGAGGAACAACCAACAGUGGUGAAGGGUGCGACUCAGCGUCGUCGUGGCACACAACGCAAGUCCAACGUGACGACAACUGCACGAUCUGCUGAUUCGAGUGGAACUGUAGAAGCAAUCCGUAAGGCACGAGAUGAUGCCCGUCGCAAGAUGAUGGAAGAUCGUCGCCGUGCUGCUGCUGCUGCUGCUGCUGCUCGUGCCUGCCAGCAACAGGAUGAUGCACCAGUACAAAUCUUCCAAUAAAAUUUCUCGGCUCUCAUACAGUAUCUGUUUAACCAGAACCUGUCUUCAGACUGUUGAGUUAAUGUGUUAAAUAUGGAAAAGAUAUAAUGUGUGAGGAGAGUGCUGUUUUAUUUUGUGUAUAAA
This is a messenger RNA of Schistocerca cancellata (South American locust), 1683 nucleotides long. RefSeq names its product disks large-associated protein 1-like. Gene Ontology annotation, cellular component: postsynaptic specialization; glutamatergic synapse. Bases 181 to 1560 code for a protein of 459 amino acids. Gene Ontology annotation, molecular function: molecular adaptor activity. Gene Ontology annotation, biological process: signaling. Lineage: Eukaryota; Metazoa; Arthropoda; Insecta; Orthoptera; Acrididae. The record is from RefSeq and is a predicted model, not a curated record. The transcript is spliced from 8 exons.